Molecule: messenger RNA, 855 nt
Organism: Suillus subalutaceus
Lineage: Eukaryota; Fungi; Basidiomycota; Agaricomycetes; Boletales; Suillaceae
Exons: 5
Coding region: 1-855 (284 amino acids)
Cellular component (GO): membrane
Source: RefSeq, a predicted model, not a curated record
AUGAAACUCACUGGCUUGAGACCUUAUCUAUCUUAUGAAUGGUUCGGCGUCUCGGCUUCCUUUGACCCGGCAUGUAGGCUUGUAACAUCUCCGUUCUUUUCUCCUCCGAGUCUCGGCGCACUUCGUCUGCUAUUUGCUGUUUAUUCGCUCGUUACAACAAUCACCGUCCUCGUUUUCGAGUCUGUUCGAUUUCACGACGGUAGUAGUUUUUUUUCCUACUUCACUGAUCUCAGUUACAUCGGCCUUGUCGCAUACCUCUGGGCCUCUAGCAUUCAAACCAUAGUAUUUGUUUUGCGGGGACAGAAGGCAUAUCCUUUGCAAAUGCGACCACGGAUUCUACAACUCUUGCACGUCCUCCUGUACACCACCAUCACCAUAUUCCCAAUCAUCGUGACUGUUGUUUUUUGGACUCUACUCGCUUCUUCAUCGACUUUUAGUACCCGGUACUCAGCUUGGUCCAACAUAUCCCAACAUGCCAUGAAUAGUGGCUUCGCUCUAUUUGAGAUACUCCUGACGAAUGCCGGUCCUAGUCCAUGGAGCCACAUCGUACCAUGUUUUGUCCUUUUUGCGUGUUACCUCGGUGUUGCGUAUAUAACACAUGCAACGCAAGGAUUUUACACUUACAGUUUCCUUGAUCCAUCAGUACAGCACGGACUUUUAGCCGCUUACAUCGUUGGCAUAGGUGUUGGUUACUGUAUUCUCUUCACGAUCGUGAAGGGUAUCUGCACAUUGCGAUGCCGUUUGGUCUCGCCUUCCCGUUUGGACCCUCCUGAACAAGUACAAUCUGAAGCUUUAGGAGAGUGGGAACACAUUGAUGUCGAACAGACGAAGGAGUCAACUGGAUCUGAAGCUUAA